UUAUAGGCAGUGAACCAAUCAGCACGCUAACAGUCGCGCAUGCGCAGUGGAUCACUCGGAUGUCCUGGCGGUAAAAACGAAGAGAAAAUGUCAACAAACUAAUAGUGUGACAGAAGCUGAGAGAGAUUUUUUUGUUGUUUUGAACGAGAAACAUCCAGAUGUCUGAGAGGACAGAUCGUGUGUUUGUCUCAUCUCUGGGCAAAGGAGACAAUUUACAUCAACAAGUGUUAUCAGCAUUCCCUUUGUGUCAGAUGACAGAGGAGGAUCUGAUCCAGAACCCUCAGUUCUGCAAGCUUCUGGCGACUCUGUCCCAGCAUGUGGACCGAACCGGACUCACACAGCACCUGAGGAGGGACCUGGAGAAGGCCGAGCGUGAGCUGCACUCUCAGAGACUGUCUUGGCUGCGUGUGGAGAGCGUUCAUCGGCUUCUGCGAGAGAUCGUCCAGGAGAAUCGCUUCAGUAAAGUCUCCAGCGCUCGGACAGCGGAGGACAAGUUCUUCAGCACACUGGAGCAGUGUUUGGCGGUGGGUCAGUGUGUGAGACAGAUGGACAUCAGCUCUGACAUCAGUGAACAUCACAGUGGCGUUCUGGGACUGACAGCAGACAGAGUCAAGAGACAGAUGCCUCCUGAACAGGACAUCAUGCAAAUGAAGCAGAGGUUACCAUCAGAACUCCUGCAACAUCUGAAGAGGAAGGCCGCCAAUAUCCUCACAUACUAUCAGCCUGAGUGGGAGAAUGAAAGCGAGGGUCUCAGGAGUGUGAAGCUUUCUAAACUUCCUGAACUGCUGGACGGUGAACAGAAGAAAGCAAAGAGCCUCUCUGAGAGAAACAGAGAGAACGCCACGUUACUGCAGAGACAAACUCACGCGUACCUGUCUGAGCUGCUGAAGUGUGUGAACAUCCUUCAGUGUCUCGUCCUGGAUCUCCGGCUGAAGGCUCAGAAAGAUCUAGACAGGAAGAAGAUCGAGUACUUUGAGGCCAAAUGUGAGAUCGGUUUGCAGAAGAUAAGAGCCGAGAUGCUUGAAGUUCAACUGGACACCUACACAAGAGACAAGAUAGCGGCUCAUAAGAAAAUAACGGAGAAGCUCAACGCCGAGCUGAAGACCUCAGAGAUGGACAAACAGGCGGUCGAGUCCAAACUGGCGUCCUUUGAGAUCUACGGCAAGGAUUUCGAGGCUCUUGCAGAGGAAUAUUCUAGACUACGACAAGAAAUCGCCACUAAAUCUUGGGCUCUGAAGGAGUUCUCCACAUGAAUGGAGGAAAUGAUGUCAUGCUGUUGUUUUACUAUUGUUGAAUUAAUUUGUUAUUGUUGACCAUUUUAUAUUGUUAAUUUACUAAUUAACCAGUCACAUUCAACAAGUACAGGUUUGUCAGCUACUGUGUUAAUAAAUAAAAAAAAUCAAAUUAGA
Messenger RNA from Megalobrama amblycephala (Wuchang bream), 1409 nucleotides. It is a transcript of the gene haus4, whose product is annotated as HAUS augmin-like complex, subunit 4. Gene Ontology annotation, biological process: spindle assembly; centrosome cycle. The record is from RefSeq and is a predicted model, not a curated record. The coding region runs from base 159 to 1253 and encodes 364 amino acids. NCBI's taxonomy places the organism in Eukaryota, Metazoa, Chordata, Actinopteri, Cypriniformes, Xenocyprididae. The transcript is spliced from 10 exons. Gene Ontology annotation, molecular function: microtubule minus-end binding. Gene Ontology annotation, cellular component: HAUS complex.